AAAAUGACGCACAAGAAAUGGAAAAGAAAUUUUCUUCUAUCAAAAUUUCUUAAAUCAGUUUGCAAGUCUCAAGAAAGAAAUGCUCGUAAAUUUAUUACUUUAAGAAAAUUUCAAAAUUAAUUAAAUUGUCUAAAAUGCUAGACUUUUUUGAACAGUAAAUUCCAGUUUUGUACCACUGUGAUCGUCGAAAAAAUAGGUCAAAGAGUAAACUUUUUUCUGGUGCAGAUAUGAAGUUUAUAAAAACACCGAUAAAAUUAUAAAAUGGCGGAGAUAUGAGAGGGCUGAAUUAUAUAAAUGUAUAAACGUAUUUUCAGCAGUGCAUUAUUUGUAAGAGGUGCGUAUUUAAUAUGAGAGAAACAAGGGGGCAUUGAAUUUUUUGCGGUUAUAGAUUGUCGAUUACGUGGGAGAAAAAAAUUCUUCACCUGUGGACAUAAUUAGGGUUUAACGGUAUUUUUAAAACAGGAGUAAAAAACCGUAAUUGCACUAUCUUAAAAAUAAACCACUAAAGGUGUGUGUGUGUGUGUGUGUUCCUCUUCCUUGCAAGACUGCUAUAAAAGUCACAUUUCCCAACUUUUCAGUACAGUAUUUUUUUAGGCUCGAUACCGUUUUUGUUUUAACUUACUCUUUUGCAAUGAACGCCAUACAGCCAAAAUCAAAUUUCAUUUGCUUCACUUCAUUACCGGUGAAAUAUUUCAAAUUUAUCGGCAUAUGCCUGCAGCCACCGGAAAUGUUAAGUAUCAAGUGCGCUAGAGUUGUAGCAAUGGUGUCUAUCAUUAUAUUGUUUCUACAUCAAUUCCUUUAUUUGUUUACACCGGAACUUACCUUUUCCGAAAGAAUUGAAGCUAUUGGGAUUCUGAAUUAUACAAAUGUUGCUAUCGGAAAGAUAUUCUCUCUAAUCUACAAUCGUGGACUGCUACUGAAAAAUUACUGCGAAUUGGAGCGUAUUUACCCUAGCGUAGCUGUGGAGCGUCACUAUAAACUUGGUCGCUACUUGCGUAUUUACGCGCGCGUUAAAUCCUUCCUCCACACUUUCUUUGUAUAUAUAUUAAUUGCAUAUUUACUUUUUCCUAUUGCGCAUUCUUUCUACGAUUUAUUUUCUACCGGUGCGUACACGUACCGCAUGCCUGCAAUGUUUUGGUAUCCUCUGUCAGUGGAGGAAUCGCUGUUGGCUUACCUAUUUUAUAUCUCACUUCAAUGUGUUUCAUGUUGUUGUGCCGCCAUAGUUAUAUUAAGCGCUGAUUUAUGCCUCUAUAACACGGUUGCACAAUUAUUAUUGCACUUGGAUAUGUUAGCUCAGCGUAUACUCGAACUGCAACCAGCUGAAAAAGGCAGCAUGCGCGCUUUGAAAGCGAUCAUCGAAUACCAUCAAACAAUUUUGCUGCUAGCACAAGAUGUGAACGACAUAUUCGCACCAUCAAUCAUUUUCAGUUUGGCCUCUUCAUCAUUUAUACUAUGCUUUAGUGCCUAUCAGCUAUUGGGCGAUGUAUCCUUCGUUUUCGGAGCGAAAGUGCUACUCCUGCUUUGUUAUGAAAUGAAACAAGUGGUUAUCACUUGUUAUUAUGGCGACAAACUGAUAGAGAGCAGCUCACGUGUGUUUGAUGUGCUUUACGCUCAUGAUUGGACUUUUGGCUCUCCGGCAUACAAGCGAUUGGUCCUGAUAAUGAUGCUUCGCACACAUAAGCCCAUUGCUUUAAAUGUAGCUGGUAUAGCAGACGUCUCGCUAAUUACACUAAAACAGGUCCUGAGCACCGCUUAUCAAGUAUUCGCAGUUCUGAAGACAGCCUAAACUAAACAAUCUUGUUUGUUGUGAAAUCUACCAACAUACAUAUUUGGUAUUUCAAAUUUACAUAUUUAUUAAUUAAAUACAAUAGAUG
Messenger RNA from Rhagoletis zephyria (snowberry fruit fly), 1874 nucleotides. Its product is annotated as putative odorant receptor 85d. Gene Ontology annotation, biological process: sensory perception of smell; detection of chemical stimulus involved in sensory perception of smell. NCBI's taxonomy places the organism in Eukaryota, Metazoa, Arthropoda, Insecta, Diptera, Tephritidae. The record is from RefSeq and is a predicted model, not a curated record. Gene Ontology annotation, molecular function: olfactory receptor activity; odorant binding. Gene Ontology annotation, cellular component: plasma membrane.